Amaranthus tricolor (Joseph's coat) is the source of this 717-nucleotide messenger RNA. RefSeq lists its product as uncharacterized. The record is from RefSeq and is a predicted model, not a curated record. The transcript has 3 exons. The coding region runs from base 1 to 717 and encodes 238 amino acids. NCBI's taxonomy places the organism in Eukaryota, Viridiplantae, Streptophyta, Magnoliopsida, Caryophyllales, Amaranthaceae.
AUGAGUUUUCGACAAAAACAACCCGAGAUAGUUGGAAAAACAUUAUUUGAAGGUAAGAUUUUGACUGGAAAGGGUUUAAAUCAAGAAGUUGGUCUUCAAAGGCCUGAAAAUACUCAUUGGAGUUCUCAUUUUAGAAUAUUUUGCAAUUUCAUUACUAUGUUUUCUCCGAUUGUUAGUGUGCUUGAUACUCUUGUUCUUGCCAAGGAUGAUGAUGUAGCUAAAACUCAAGCUAUUUUACAUGCGGGAUCAAGAUUUGUAAAUGCUAUGUUAUUACUUCGCACAACUAAGACAAAAAUACAGAAGACUAGAGAUGAAGGUUGGGAUUCUUUGGAGAGUGACGUAAAGUCUUUUUGUGUAAAACAUGACAUUGAUAUUUCUAGCAUGGAUGAGUUGUCGUUUUCCAGAGACAAGUUCAGAGUCAUUGGAAUUGUUUGUUUGAAUCCUACUAGUUCAUCUUCCAACUAUAAUAAAGAAAAGAUACUCAAAAUGACUACACUUUAUUCCGAUGAUUAUGAUGAUCUGGACUUUGUUAUGAAUUUCUCUAUUGAUGAGCAGUUUUCAAACUUGUCUUCUCUUAGCGAACUCUCCAAUACAUUAGUUAGUUCUAAGUUACAUCAGACAUACCCAACAUUUUAUAAGCUUUUGAAGUUUGGUUUAAUGUUGCUAGUAUUUACAACAACAGUUGAAAGAGUCUUCUCAGUAAUGAAGAUAAAUUAA